Mercurialis annua (annual mercury) is the source of this 1258-nucleotide messenger RNA. Its product is annotated as jasmonate-induced oxygenase 2-like. The record is from RefSeq and is a predicted model, not a curated record. The transcript is spliced from 4 exons. Lineage: Eukaryota; Viridiplantae; Streptophyta; Magnoliopsida; Malpighiales; Euphorbiaceae. The coding region runs from base 59 to 1099 and encodes 346 amino acids.
AUCCUUUUUUUUUCUCUGUCUUAUAAAACUAUAUCAGUUGUAUUAUGGGCACUGUGGAAUGAUCCAACCAAUCAUAAUGUCUAAGUAUGUUCAAGAAAUGUCAAUUGACGGGGAUGAACCCCCUCCAAGAUUUAUUAUCAAACAAAUUCCAAAUCCUAAUCCUCCAUUAACUUCAAUUCCUAUCAUUGAUCUAAGUCUACUAUCUUCAUCAUCUUCACCAUAUUCUGAACAAAUACAAGAGCUUCAAAACCUUAAAGAAGCUCUAAGUUCUUGGGGUUGCUUUCAGGCCACAGGUCAUGGGAUUUCGUGCAUAUUCCUUGACAAAAUACGAGAAGUCAGUAAACAGUUCUUCGGACUUGCGACAAUGGAGAAACAGAAGUAUGGUCGGGCAGUGAAUGAUAUUGAAGGAUAUGGAAAUGACCCUGUUCUUUCUGAUAAUCAAGUUUAUGAUUGGUCCGAUCGUCUCUUCCUUAAUUUAAUCCCACAUCAUUCUAGAAAACUUCAACUUUGGCCAACCAAUCCAACUCAAUUCAGGGAAAUAUUGAGCGAAUAUUCAGAAAAAAUGAAAGAAAUGGCAGAGCUUCUACUUAAGGCUAUGGCAAGAUCAUUGAAUUUAGAAGAGAACUGUUUCUUGAAACAAUAUGAAAAACAAGAGCAAAUGGCAGCAAGGUUUAAUUACUAUCCUAAAUGUCCAAAACCAGAGUCAGUUCUUGGUGUGAAAGCUCAUUCAGAUGGAUCCGCCAUAACUAUUCUCUUACAAGACAAACAAGUAGAAGGUCUUCAAAUUUUUAAAGAUGACCAAUGGUAUAAAGUUCCAAUUAUUCCUCAUGCUCUUCUUGUCAAUCUAGGAGAUCAAAUGCAGAUAAUGAGCAAUGGAAUUUUGAAAAGCCCAAUUCACAGGGUAUCAACAAGUUCAGAAAAGAAUAGAAUAUCUAUUGCAGUAUUCCACUUGCCUAAUUCAGAAGUGGAGAUUGAACCAAUUCAAGAUUUGGUUGAUGAGAAAAGACCUCAACAAUAUCGGAAGCUCACAAAUUAUGGUGCUAUCAACUUUCAAUGCUUCCAAAGUGGAAAGAUUGCUCUUGAUUCUGUCAAGAUCUGACUUUCACUUGCUUUUAUUGUUAAUACUCUUCUUUUCUUUUUUUAAUAAAUUGGCCUCAAAUUCACAUUUGAAUUCUUUCUUUGACAUUUGAAGUUGGUAUCUUAUGAAUUGUAAAAUUAAUUACAAUCAUGAAUUGAAUUUAUAUUAUUUCUACCCAUA